Messenger RNA from Rhipicephalus sanguineus (brown dog tick), 1143 nucleotides. RefSeq names its product thymosin beta (gene cib). Lineage: Eukaryota; Metazoa; Arthropoda; Arachnida; Ixodida; Ixodidae. The coding region runs from base 346 to 642 and encodes 98 amino acids. Gene Ontology annotation, cellular component: cytosol. Gene Ontology annotation, biological process: actin filament organization. The transcript has 6 exons. The record is from RefSeq and is a predicted model, not a curated record. Gene Ontology annotation, molecular function: actin monomer binding.
CGCCGCUCUGCGCCUGCGCGUACCCUGGAUCCCAUCGACUCUUUCAGCGGCAGACGACGACCCGCCGCAGUUUGGAGUGUUCGGCAGCACCGGUGUCGACGUAGCCAGCUCUGGUGGAAAAAGAAACGCUAAGCUCGCCAAGCCGAUCCUCCAGGUCCAGUGGACAAAAUCCGAGGGUCGCUGACGAGAUUCAGCAGGAGCUGGCCAGCUUCAACGCUUCCUCCUUGAAGCACACAGAGACCCAGGAGAAGGUCCUACUUCCUUCCAAGGAAGAUGUUCAGCAGGAGAAGAUCCACAACAGCCUGCUGGAAGGUGUGGAGCAGUUUGAGAAGACGAGCAUGAAGCAUGCACACACGCAGGAGAAAGUGUGCCUCCCAAAGAAAGAAGUGUCCCAAAAUGGACAGCAACAGGCAAGCAUUAUUAGGUGGCAUCAAGGGCUUUGAGAAGUCCCGGUUAAAGCACACAGUCACCAAGGUGAAACAGUUCAAGCCCACAGCACAAGACAUCGAGUCUGAGAAGGAGCACAAGCAGAUGAUUGAAGGCAUCGAGUCCUUCGACCCCUCAAAGCUGAAACAUGCGGAGACCAGUGUUAAGAACCCACUGCCGACCAAGGAAGUCAUAGAACAGGAGAAAGCCGCGUGAAGAGCUGCGCUAAUGCCAACACAACCGAUGCCAAGAGAAACAAAGAUCCAGUCAUCGUGUCUCUCCUUGUCCCGCUUUUUUUUUUCUGCAUCCUCCCGGGGGUCUUCCUCUUAUCAUCCUGGGCAUGCAUCCCUCUUGUAACUCGGCGGCCACACCAGCUGUUUCUUUAGUAGCAUUAUUUCUGGCAGCCUUUCAUCAACAGAGGUGCUUGUUUGUGCGUGCAUGGGGUCGGCAGCAGAGGGUCACGAAUGCUUAAACAUGUGCAACCAGAAGGUGCUGUGCAGUUGGGGGUUGCCUUGGCUGGCAUACUGUGGCCAAACUGAGUUUUAUUUACACUUCGGCACCUUGCAGCAAAAGAUUGUGUGAAAGUCCUGUUUAGGCUGCCUCGUGAUUUUGCAAACAAGAUUUUUGAAGCUGGUUGUGGCACCUUUCGUUAUUGAUGCAUUUUGUACGUGGAAAGGCGGUCGGAUGUUUAUUUAAUAAAUAAUUUCACUUUCGGAA